Messenger RNA from Mizuhopecten yessoensis (Yesso scallop), 5178 nucleotides. RefSeq lists its product as uncharacterized. Bases 103 to 2358 code for a protein of 751 amino acids. The record is from RefSeq and is a predicted model, not a curated record. The transcript is spliced from 13 exons. Lineage: Eukaryota; Metazoa; Mollusca; Bivalvia; Pectinida; Pectinidae.
GUUUUCAUCACCACAUUCCAAAAUGGCUGUCGUUGGGUGAAACUGUGACAAAAUGCAUCUGUAAAUACAGCAGUGCUAGAAACUGUCAAUCGAGUCACUGAAAUGGACAAAAACCAGAUGAAGGAGCUUGACCUGCAUCUGGAUCUUGAAUACCUUGAAGAUGGCUCUGCUAAAGAUGUAGAUGGGGAGUGGCCAAGUUAUAGCAGUGGGUCAGAGGAGGAGCUGGAGAACCUCGGAGAGGGAUGGAACCAAAACAUGAACCACCCAGCUGUCCAGAAAGGAGGGGCAGCUGGGGACAUUGACCCUCUCUAUAAUGGUGGAGGCCUGCUACCUUACGAGGAUGGGAUUGAUGUUGACAGUGAAGAAGAAAGAGACCUCAUGAAAGAAAUCAAGGAUGACAUCACGAACCAAGUGCGCGAUGAAAUGAAAUCUGAACUGGACGUUUAUAAAACAAAAAUGAAAGCUUUAGAAUUUAGAGAAAACAGGAAUCAUAAAGAUAGCUCUCAUGAUAAAGCAGAGGAAAUUCUUGAUGAAGUUGAUCCAAAAUUGAAAGAGGCCAUUUUAAAAAUGAGAAAACUUGAUCGUAUCCUAGCAAAAAAGAUGAAAAGGGAGCGUGAAGUGAAAAAAGAUAGGAUUUUACUUCAAAGAAGAAUCAAAGAUGAACUUUCCGGUUUGAAAUCAGAAGGAUCAAAUGAAAGAAAGGAAGAGAAAAUGAAUACAUCAAAGUACCUGGCCUUGACUCUUCCCCUUAGUCACAAUGAAGGUGUAGAAGUGCCGAAUAACCCGAGUGAACCUGUAUUUACUACACAGCUGAAUGAACAAGACUAUCCAGAUGUUCACAGACAAAAUGGAGAGGUCGGCAGCAGUAAUAGACAGAGAAGGGGUUCAAGUCACAGGUCCCAUACAGCUUCAGAACUUAGUGACUGCCACUCUCAACAGGACUCAGAACUCGGUAGUGAGACUUCUUCAAUGGCAGGCAGCAAGUCUGGAAAAAAGAAAAAAAGAAAAAAAGACUUUAUUAAAAGAAAUAAGGAGCUUGCGUCUGAAGCUGAAAACCCUGUACCAAUGACGGACGUGGAAAGGACACGGGUGAACCAACUUCUAGAGGGUCUGGAUGCCUUACCUGAUGUGCUGGAAGAGGAGGAAUCAGUUUAUAGUGUGUGUGAGUCUGAUUCAAACCCCUUCCAAAUUGCGGUAAGACCUGGUGAGGGAUUUCAACCAGAAGCUGAAGAUCAACGAUCUCUGUCCAACAUUGAUAGUAGACUGAGGACAAUUCUACCCCCAGAGGACUAUGAGUCAGUCACGAGCUCCUCCAUGUGUAGUACCCCCCAGUACAAAUUGUUUAGACCAGUGGUUGAUAUUAGGGCUGAACGGUUUGGAGAGAAAGCUCUCCUGGAGAACAAAGAUCAGAGAGAGCUGCGUGCCCGUCUCCAGGCUGUGGAGGAGGAGCUAAGCAAGCUCCACACGUCUCAUGAGCUGGAGAUCUCUGAGACCCCACAACUAGGGGAGGAUCAGUUACAAGACCUAUUGGACCAGUGUGCUCGGUCUUUUUCCAGGACAACAUUCAACAGUACAAAUUCCAGGACAACAUUUAACGAUACAGACUCAGAUGCAGGUUAUUCUGUGUCAGAGGCAGGGUUGUCUACAGACACCACUCCCAGGACACCAAAAUCUGCCCGGGAGGUUUUGAUGGAAAAUCCUCCCCAUCUGCCUAAAGCUACCCUCCAGAAGUUGUUGGCAGAGGCUUACUGCCCUGCUGCCAGCAGGCUGUCCACCCUUCGGGAGGAGGAAGAGGAGACCGAGGAGACAGAGGCUGGAGCUGAGGAAAAUGAAAUUGUACCCAUUAGUGCUGAAACAUGGAAGUUCAUUGGUCAAGAAAGACUUGAAAAUGAGGAUGACGGAGAGUAUAUGGACCAUUUAGAUUCCAUUCGGUCAAGUCUUCAGUCCAGCUCGUCUGUGUCCAAAAGUAGAACCAACAGUCGUAACAUAUACCAUGAACAUCUGUCUUCUGGGGAUGUGUUGAGUCCGAGACAUAGUAGAUCGAAGAGUCAUGAGUCACGGACACCUUUCUUACCUGAAAUUAACCGUUCCGGAAGUUUGGUGUCCCAGGAAAUGAAUAAUCAUGUCAGUAAUCGUCCUUCCAGUAAUGGUAGUAACAGAAGCUCUAUAUUGACAGUGCGUAAUAGUUUCACUGAUGUGAGUUCCGACUUCCAGGAUGGAACAGAGUUGAUGUCUGUAAAUGGAGAUACACCAGUACCGAACCCACCCAGUAGUGAUCGCAGGUCUAGUAGAAGUAACAGGUCCAGGGUGAAAUCCCCUCCCCUUACCUCGGAGUCACGCUCACAGUAUGCCUUGUGAUACAGCUCUAAGUCCUUUGUGAUAGAAAUGAUGGGAAAGUAUUUUACCCUAUUAUUGUUGGACUGUGUUAUUGAACAGAUGGUUUCUUUACAUAUCUGCUGUUAUUCCAUUUGAGUAUUAAAACUGUAUGCUGAUUUGUUAGUCAGUGUAAUAGGUGGUUAAUAAGUACACAUUAAAUACUGUUUGAAUUCGGGAGGUAAUUUUCUGGAACCUAAAAAUGUUUUCAUUUCCAUUGUGGCUAAACUUUUACAUCCAUAUCAUUAUGAUUAAGUUCUCUAUUAUUGAUCUACAUACUGAAUACCAGGAAAUUUUUGCUAUGUAUUUAUUUUCAUGGUUUUUGAGGUUAUAGAGGAACCAUAAAUAUAUACAUGUAAACAACGAAAAUAUGAAACAUUCCAUGAACAAUUCACACUCAUAAGUACCAGCAGGCUGUGAAUGUUUUUUUAUCAAUUAAAUAAUUUCUGAAUAUGUAUUUUUGCAAAAUGAACUUUAAGUACACAUGAAAGUUUCAUUUUAUACAGCAAACCUUUCUGGAUGGUGUUCUUCUAUGAAUGUAUCGUUCAAAACUUCGAAUUUUAGAGAAUUUCAUGAGGUUCUUAUAAAACUAUGUUUGAAUGGUUUUGGGCUAUUCUAGAAAUAAAAAUAUGAGAAAGUACAUGAAGACAUUUUUUUGAGCCCCUCCGUUCCCAACUAUAUUUUUGCAUGAAUGUUUACGGUUAUUUUAGACCUGAAAACCCAUAUUAUCUAUUUGAAGUGACUCUCUUCCCAUUUAUAUUCAUCAAAGUGUUUUGCUUAUAAUUAGCUGGCAGAUAAUUAUUUCAUUUCUCCAUUUUGAAAAAAAGAGAAGAAUUUAAAGCCUUUUGGUGAAGACAAGCGGUACCAUACAGUUAUAAUUUGCUGAAAACAACUAUUUAGUUUCCAUAACUAAUACAACCCCUGAUAGUAUGACUGAUAUGCAUUGCACCACUGAAUAUUUCUUGCAUAUAGGCACCAUUUGACAUUUUUCAUCUCACAAUUAUAUAAAUCCAAUCCUAUUUUAGAAAUGUGUUGUUGCAUAACUUACUCUCACACAUUUGUCAGUUACAUGUGAAUUAAGUAUGAAGCGAUGUACAAUCAGAGACAGACUCGGUUCAUUUGCUGUAAUGUUUAUAUGGUUACAUUAUGUGUACUUUUAAGUGUAUCAUAAUGUAUCUUACAGAAUACCAACUAGUAUGUUAAGCUAGCAGCCUACACAUUGUACAUACAUGUCUGGGCUGAAGAGAACUGUAACAGCCUACACAUUGUACAUACAUGAUGUGUUUGGGCUGAAGGGAACUGUUGUGUGGUGGUAGUUUGCUGCAGUUUCCACUUUCUUUCAUUUAAGUGAACAAACUCAAAUUUUAUGCAGAAAAAACACUUCAAAUGUAUAGCUUCUAAUGAGAGAAAGUUAUAAAUGGGUAAUACAAAUGUACUAAGUUACCAUUUCAUGCUUUUCGUUGGAGAAUAAUUUACUACAUGUAGCCUGAGAUCAGUUUGACCGAAUGACGAAGUAUAUUGUGAACCGAUUAUUUAUCAAUCAUUGCUUAAAUGUGUUGAUAAUGGUAUCAUCUACCAUGAAUCUUGACCAGCCAAUUCUGGACACUACUGUCAAAUGUUUGUCUCCUUGACAUUGUCUAGUUUAUAUUUAUAAACAAUAUUAUAAGGUGCUUAUGGAUAUCAGUACACAGCUUACUCUACAUAGUAUUUUCCACUGUAAACAGUCAAAUUAACCCAAUGGGAAUAUGGAUUUUACCGGUAAAACAUAGCUACACUAUAUAAUUAGGCAAUAUUUUUCCAGUGAGCAGUAUUUUAAAAUAUAUCCAGGUAUAUUUUUGUUAGUAAUUCUCAGCAGCCCAUAUCAGUUUUUGUUGACUGUUUCACAUAAUUACAAGCUAAAGAAUCCUGAAUCACUCUGGUAUUCAUACCUGUAGUCCUAUGGUUGACAUAUGAAUUUAGUAGGAUCAACAUCCUGUGGUAAUGCUAUGUGAAUAUCCAACCCAACACUGUUAGUGACUGAUUACUGACCUCAUCAUUUGAUACCUCUGAAAUUUAACGACAGAUGUUGAGAUGUCUAUCUAUUGUAAGAAGAAUAUUUAAAUAAUUGCUUUCCUUACAUCAUUUGUUUUAAUUUCUUAAAAAAACACCUAGUGUAAAUGCAAGUAUUAUACAACAUGUAGUUGCUUUCAAAUGGAAAAAAGUAGGCAAUAAAAAUGUCAGUUCAUCAGAGGAAACACUUCAUAUUGCAGUAAUACAGCUGGCAUUCAUAACUUUAUGUAUGUUUAUUAUCGGAGAACAGUUCAUUGUAUAUCCAUACUGUAUGAUUGUUUGUAAUAGUGUGAAAGAUAUGUGUGAUGUGGAUCCUUGUUUUGGAUAGAAUAGUAAUGCUAUAGAUUUAAUUGGAUAAUGUGAGAUUGCUCUGGAUAAUAUCAUAUUGUUUUGGAUAAUGUGAGGUUGUUUUGGAUAAUAUGAGAUUGUUUUGGAUAAUGGGAGAUCGUUUUGGAUGAUGUGAAAUUGCUCUGGAUAAUGUGAGAUCGUUUUGGAUGAUGUGAAAAUGCUCUGGAUAGUGUGAGAUUGUUUUAGAUAAUGUGAAAUUGCUCUGGAUAAUGUGAGAAUGUUUUUGAUUAUGUGAGAUUGCUCUGGAUAGUGUGAAAGGUAUCAAAAGUUGCUUAUGUGGUGUGAAAGAUUAUUCUGAUAAAUAUUUUUGCCAAACCAGUCCUAUUUAUAAGCACAUUAUUUAUUUAGUACUGAUUGUAUCAGUACUUAUUAACACGUUUAAUGCUGUAAAAUAGUCAUUAAAUUCUU